Molecule: messenger RNA, 2322 nt
Organism: Dujonia railenensis
Lineage: Eukaryota; Fungi; Ascomycota; Pichiomycetes; Serinales; Debaryomycetaceae
Source: the annotation of a GenBank genome assembly
AUGGGUAAAAUAAGAAGAGCUGCUAUUCUCCCUACGAAUAUAAUCUUGCUUCAAAAUGUUGUUCGUAGAGAUCCUGAAUCAUACCAUGAAGAGUUUCUUCAACAGUAUGCGCAUUACGAGUCUCUUCGUGAUAUUUUCUUAAUGAAUCCAUCGGCAUCAGAAAAGGGAGAAAGCUUUGCUGAAUUGAUUGGUUUCGUUUCAGCUGUUUGCAGUUGUUAUCCAAAGGAAACAGAGAACUUCCCUAACGAAUUAAAGGAAAUUUUAUUAAAUAACCAUAGAAAUCUUUCUCCAGACUUGAGAGAGAAAAUUAUAUCAUGUCUUACCAUGUUGAGGAAUAAGGAUGUGAUUCUGGCAGAAUCGUUGAUUCAAACCAUUUUCCCUCUUUUGACGGCAUACGGUGUGAAGGACUCUGCUGCCACUGCAGGACAACAUGUCAAGCAACUUAGACAUCAAAUUUACAGUACAUUGAUUUCAUUGUUGAAGUCUGUCAACACUGGUGCGAAGAACCAAAAGUUGAAUAGAUCUACUCAGGCCUUAUUGUUCAAUUUAUUAGAGCAAAGAGGUCCCCAGGGGUUAUGGGCCACCAAGUUAACCAGAGAAUUGUGGAAAAGAGGUAUUUGGGACGAUUCAAGAACCAUUGAACUUAUGUCCCAGGCCGCCGUGCAUCUGGAUGUCAAGAUUUCCAUUGCUGGUGCUAAAUUCUUCCUCGGUGCCGACAAGGAAAGAGACGAUGCUUUUGAUGAAGAAUCAAGUGAUGAAGAUGGGUUCGAUAUGACCGCAUUAAAGCAUAAGAUGACCAUAAAUAAGAAAUCAUCUAAGAGAGCAAAGAAAUUAGAGCAAGUGGCCAAGUCCAUCAAGAAGAAGAACAAUUCCAAAUCCAGUACUACCUACUUGAAUUUCUCCGCCAUUCAUUUGCUCAGAGAUCCUCAAGGUUUUGCUGAACAGCUCUUUGAGACCCACUUGAGUGGUAAACACUCCAAUAAGUUUGACUUGGACCAAAAGAUUAUGUUUAUGAACUUAGUUUCAAGAUUAAUUGGUACCCAUAAGUUAACAGUAUUAGGAAUUUACUCAUUCUUCUUGAAGUACUUGACUCCAAAGCAAAGAAACGUUACACAGAUCAUGGCUGCCUGUGCCCAGGCUUCCCACGACUUGGUUCCUCCUGAAAGUAUCCUGACUAUAGUUCGUAAGAUUGCAGAUGAAUUCGUUAGUGACGGUGUUGCUGCUGAAGUUGCGUCUGCUGGUAUUAACACCAUCAGAGAAAUCUUAACCAGAGCUCCAUUGGCUAUUGAAACUCCAUUGUUACAAGAUUUAGUCGAAUAUAAGGGUUCGAAGGCCAAGGCAGUUGCCACAGCAGCCAAGUCAUUGAUCUCCUUGUAUAGAGAAGUUGCACCAGAAAUGUUGUUGAGAAAGGACAGAGGUAAAACUGCAAGUAUUGAAUUACAGGCUGGCGGUGCCAGAGCUGGCGGUAACGGUGGGUUGCCACAGUUUGGUGUUGAAAGUUCCACUGUUACCAGUAUUCCUGGUAUUGAAUUAUUGGCCAAAUGGAAGGUUCAACAAGGACUUGACGGUACUGAGGAAAAUGACGCUGACUGGGAAGUUGACGAAGAUGAAGAUAAUGCAAGUGACAUUGAAGGUGACUGGGUAAGUGUAAAGGAUGACGGUAAGGAUAUUGUUCUCCUGGACAGUGAAGAUGAACAAGACAAGGAUUCAGGAGAUGCAGAGGAAGAAGAAGAAGAAGAAAGUGACUCUGAGUUAGAGCUUUCUUCUGACGAAGAUGAGGAAAAGGACGACAACAAAAAGAGAGCUGUUGAUGGGGAUGAAGAUGAAGAGGAAAAGGCAAGACCUAAAAAGAAGACCAAGAAGUCCAGAGUCGCUGCUGCUGAAUUAAAGAGGGCACAAGAGCUCGAAGAGAAGGAAAAGGCAAUGACAGAAUUGCUUUCAUCGUCCAUCUUGACCCCAGCAGAUUUCGCCAAGAUACAAGAAUUGAGAGUUGAAGCAGGUUACGAGAAACUCAUGGGAGGUAACCAACAUAACGAAGAUCUGGUUGACUCCACCACUUUGGUUGGAAAGGUUAAAUACAAGCAACUUCGUGAAGAAAGAAUUGCAUUGGCCAACGAGGGUAAGGAAGACCGUGAGUUUGGAUCCAGAAGAGGUAAGAGAGAUGCUCCACAUUCUACCACCAACAAGGAGAAGGCUAGAAAGAAGAAUUUCGUUAUGAUGAUCCAUAAGAAGUCUGUGCAAGGAAAGCAAAAGUUAUCAUUACGUGAUAGGCAAAAGGUCUUACGUGCACACAUAACGAAACAGAAGAAGAAGGGAUACUAG